This is a messenger RNA of Spirometra erinaceieuropaei, 561 nucleotides long. Lineage: Eukaryota; Metazoa; Platyhelminthes; Cestoda; Diphyllobothriidea; Diphyllobothriidae. The record is from the annotation of a GenBank genome assembly.
AUGCUGGUAAUAAAGGCGAUUCCGGGUGCUGACGGGUGGGCCGACCAUCGCCUCGUUCUCUCCUGGAUGAGGAUUCGCCGACAGCCUCGCAGGAGACCUCAGGGUAAGCGAUCCCCAAGUAAGUUGACUAUUGCUUUGUUGCCUUUGCCUGCUCACCGCCUCCAUUUCAGCAACGAACUAGCCCAAAGGCUAGCCAAUCUUCCCGUCACCGCUGUGGCCGUCGACGAGAACGCCUCCGUGGAGAACCGAUGGUGUCAACUGAGGGACACGGUGCAGUCAACCGCCCUGGCUGUUCUCGGUCGCGCAUGUCGCCAACACCAGGACUGGUUCGACGUCGUUGAUGCCGCCAUCAGUAACCUACUCGCUGAGAAGAACCGACCGCACAAAGUCUACGUCAAUCGCCCCACCGACGACAACAAAGCGGCCUUCUACCGUAGUCGUCACGUUCUGCAACAGCGGCUGCAGGAGAUGCAGGAGGCCCGGACAAUUUGGAGGGCCAAGGAUAUGAGGCUCGGGUGCUCCACACUUCGGGCUUGGGUAUGGCUGGCUGACGACGGCUAA